Oncorhynchus kisutch (coho salmon) is the source of this 779-nucleotide messenger RNA. Its product is annotated as macrophage mannose receptor 1-like. The record is from RefSeq and is a predicted model, not a curated record. Lineage: Eukaryota; Metazoa; Chordata; Actinopteri; Salmoniformes; Salmonidae. The transcript has 2 exons. The coding region runs from base 119 to 682 and encodes 187 amino acids.
CUACACACCUUCCUCGUGUCUUAUUUGUCAGUAUCACGUCAUAAACAUAGAGAAGACCUGGACUGAUGCCCAGAGUUACUGCAGAGCACAUUACACUGAUCUGGCUACAGUAGAUGACAUGGAGGACCUGAACAGGCUGAUUACCAGUGUCAGUAGUUCUAAUUACUGGUUCUGGAUCGGACUGAAGAAGGGAGACUCCAUGAAGUGGAACUGGUCUCUGGCAGACAGACGUUUCUACAGAGAGGGGGAGACUGAGUUCAGAAACUGGGACACUGGGACACCCCAAAAUGGCAACUGUGUUUUUAUGAGGACAGCUGGGUCGUGGAACAACGCCUCCUGUGAUGACCAGCAUCACUUCAUCUGUUAUGAUGGAAAACAAGUCACCAACCAAACAUACGUCUUAAUUCAGGAGAACAAGACCUGGAUAGAUGCUCAGAGUUACUGCAGACAGUAUCACACAGACCUGGUCAGUGUGAGAAACCAGACUGAGAACACAGAGAUAAAUAAGAAGAUAUCACUGAGGGGACUUCCUGUGUGGAUCGGUCUGUUUCUAGACUCCUGGAGAUGGUCAGACCAGAGUGACUCCUCAUUCAGAAACUGGUUGCCAGGAUGGCUUUCAACAGAACAGAGAUACAACUGCACUCUCGUGCAUUCUAAUCCUUCUUCUUCAAAUCAUGUGUGACGAUCCUCCCACUCUGUCUGCCGUAUUCUGUCUUUGUUCUUGUUUCCUUAUUAGGAUGCCGAUGGGUGGAGUUGGGAGGGUCGUCAGCUUCAUGGGA